Molecule: messenger RNA, 504 nt
Organism: Stylonychia lemnae
Lineage: Eukaryota; Ciliophora; Spirotrichea; Sporadotrichida; Oxytrichidae
Source: the annotation of a GenBank genome assembly
AUGAAAAACGAUAAUAAUUUAAAUGAUAUUGAUCUCACUGAUCAAGAAUUAACAACUUUUUUAGAAAAUAAAUCUUACGAGCAAAAUCCAAUAGUUCAGGAAAACGCUAAAACUUUUCUUUCUUACCAAGGUUACGAUAAAUUAUACGGAUUAGAUGUAAGCGAGCCCUUGGAAGAAAGAAAAUAUGACCACGAACAAAUUUCAUCCGAAAUGAUGAAUUCUUUGAGCCCUAACACCUCACCUGGAAUUGGUCAAACUUUCAUUUCCGUAAAUCACGGAAUUGCCAGAACUCUCGAUAACUUAGACGCACAAUUAGAAGAUCAUAGUGAAGUUAAAAAUAUUUUAAUCGAAGUCGCUAACCAAUCUUUAAUAGAAGCCAUUGCUUCGAACACUACUGAAAUGUCCCACAACGAUUCUAGAAAUGAUCUUUUAUAAAUUAAUCCGAAAUAACGAUUAAUCAUUUGUUUUAGUGCAUACUUGAAUAACCAAAACGACAAUAUUUGA